AGCCAUGUAAAUAGAGAUUCAAAAGAAGAUAAACAAUGUUAACUGAAAAGUUGAAAGAAACCCUGUUUUAAAGGGUGUAAUACAUCACGGGCAUUUAAAAUGAGUUGACCUUUUCCAGGAGGUCAUUAAAUGUUCGGGACGCGAUGAGGUCAGAUCACUGAAAGAACUUCAGUCUAAGCUUUCAAUCGAGGGGGAAAAGAAUGAAACACGUUUGAAUUUGGGGAAGGGGGGAGGGAGGCGUGCGUAUUGUCUCUGGGAGCAAAGCGCUUAGUUAGUCGGCAGCACGGAGGGAGGGAGUACACUGAGGGAGGGAAAGAGGUAGAAGGAAGAAAGGAGGCAUCGCAUGUCAACACCGCACACUUCUGGAACGAACGAGGAUGAGCAACAAUUUUGGAAAUUGCAUUAUAGCGUUGGACUUGAAUUAACAGAACUCAAAACUGAAGAACGUAGCUCUGGGCUGAACUUCAAUCACAACCUUGUGCGUUUGACGUUGCACUUCUGGUGCAAAGAUAAGCUACAAGAUAAACGUCUGGGAUGUCUGUCUUUUAAAAACAAAAAAAUAUUAACUUUCAAUUGGGUGCAGUUGCACACUGGCUGUGUUAGUAAUUGGUGUUUUAAACUUCUGUAUUGCAUUAAUUUUUUCUUAGCAUUGAAACUAGCUGGCUUUCAAGAAAACGCAGCCCAUCUAAACACUUCCUGCAAAAUCCGAAAAGUUAUAUUGCGCUCUUACUAGCAAAUCUGCGUCAGCACAGAGAAUCUGAAGACUGUGAAGAUUUCGUGUCGUAGGUGGAGGAAACGACAUGUAGCAAGGUAGACCUAACUGGCUUUGGAUACAUUGGUGAACAACAGAGCUCGAAAGUAUUGCCUACUUUCACUGCUUUUAGUUUUAUCGUUGUAUAGGUCACGGAAAAAUCCUUUAACGGAACUAUAGCAUACUUUUGGGAAAUAUAUAGGCUACGUCAGUCAGAUGUUAAUUUGUUAGUCAAGGACACCCAUUAAGACUGGAAGUCAAAUACGUUCGAGGGGAUAUUUAAUUGUACUACACGGGUAAUGUGUACGGAAAACCACAGGUAUAGGUUAGGUUAAGCUAGGCUACUAUUGAAUAAUAGGCUAGUGAAACGAGUCGGUCCUUGGGCUGCGUGUCCAUGUUUACGCUUUGAAUGUAUUUUUCCUAAAUGAAAAGUGAUUUCCAUCAAUUCCUCUGCUAUGCCAAGGGUUGACACAGGCGGCACAAUCUUCGCAUUAGUAGAUAUUUAUUUGGUGACAUCAAAUUAACUUUUGAAGGAAUUGACGGUAGAUAAGUAUACACCUUUUCACGCGGGAAGCAUUUUUGUACAUAAAUAUACCAAUAUAAUUCGGAGCGACUAUCGACAGUGAUAUAUGGGAAUAAGGAGACAGAAGAAUAGAAGAUAGUGCCAUUUAUCAAUGGACUGACAACCUGCGUUGAUUGCCUCGGAAAAGUGCCUGAAGCAAGGUGGGGAGAUGUGCGAGGGAGUGUGAGCGACGGCCAUGGGAUUGGACAGACUCCGGCUUCUGUGUGUGACAGCCGCCGCCGCCCUCUGUCUGCUGCGUACCUCCCAGGGUUCCGAGUCGUUGGUUCGUGCCAGAGUCGGGGGCGCAGCGGAGCUGGGUUGCAGCCUCGCCCCGCCCUCUUCGGGCGCCACCACGCCCCGCCUCUUCCCCCUGCACGUGGUGGAGUGGGUGCGCCUGGGCUACAACGUCCCCAUCCUCAUCAAAUUUGGAGUGUACAGCCCCCGCGUGCACCCCAGCUACAGGGGCCGGGUGUCUCUGACUCGGGGUGCCUCUCUGCUGGUGGAGGGGCUACGCCUGGAUGACGAGGGCUGGUUCGAGUGCCGCAUCCUCCUGCUGGACAGGACCACGGACGAGUUCCGCAACGGCACCUGGACCUUCCUCUCCAUCACAGCACCACCAGUGUUUUUCAAAACUCCACCCCCGUUCCUGGAGGCCCUGCAAGGCAGCGCUGUGUCUCUUACCUGUGGUGCUCAUGGGAACCCCCAACCAACUGUGACCUGGCAAAAAGAUGAUGCCCCUAUUGAAAAACAAGACAAUGUGAAGGUGCUCAAUGGCACCUUGUCCUUAGCCACGGUGACCAGGGAAAUGGGAGGAAUGUACAAAUGUCACGCCUCAAACUCGGAGGGGAAUCUGUCGCACUCCACACAGCUUCUGAUCAAAGGCCCUCCAAUCAUCAUCAUUCCCCCGGAGGAUGUCACGCUCAACAUGUCUCAGGAUGGCAUUCUGCAGUGCCAGGCUGAAGCCUACCCCACCAACCUAACAUAUAUGUGGCAGAAGCAAGGAGAGAAUGUGCACCACAUUGAGUCUCUCAAAACCCGUGUAAAGAUCCUAGUUGAUGGUACCCUCCUCAUACCUCGCCUUCUCCCUGAGGAUGCUGGGAACUAUACCUGUAUGCCCACCAAUGGGCUGCUGACUCCACCCACUGCCUCAGCCUACCUCACUGUGAAGCACCCUGCUCAGGUGGUGCGAAUGCCCCGGGAGACCUACCUUCCAACAGGCAUGGGGGGUGUCAUCACCUGUCCAGUGAGAGCUGAACCCCCCAUGCUCUUUGUUAACUGGACCAAAGAUGGGGACAACCUGGACCUCAACAUGUUCCCUGGUUGGAUGGUGAACUCAGAGGGCUCUGUGUUCAUAGCAACAGCCAAUGAUGACGCAGUGGGCAUGUACACCUGCACUGCCUAUAACAGUUAUGGAACAAUGGGCCAAUCAGAGCCCACUAAGGUGGUUCUGGAGGACCCCCCCUCAUUCCAGGUCUCCCCCCGUGCUGAGUACCUCCAGGAGGUGGGCCGAGAUCUGGUCAUCCCCUGUCAGGGUCGUGGAGACCCCUCUCCCAAUGUCACCUGGAGCAAGGUCGGUCUCCUGCCUCGCUCUCCAUAUACUGUGGCUGCCAAUGGCUCCCUGGUGUUGCGGCCACUCAAGAAAGACCACCAGGGGGCAUGGGAGUGCCACGUCACCAACCGAGUGGCUACCAUCAGCACCAGCACUAUCGUCUUAGUACUGGGUACCAGUCCCCAUGCUGUUUCCUCUGUGUCAGUCAUCCCAGAGAUGAACCAGGCUAAUGUUUCCUGGGAGCCUGGCUUUGAUGGGGGGUACACCCAAAAAUUCAGCGUUUGGCUGAGGCAGGCUUCCAGGGGAAAACACGAGUGGACAUCCCUGCUCGUACCUACCUCCAAGUCCCACCUGCUAGUGACUGGGCUGCUCCCGGGAACCAGCUACCAGUUCAGCAUCUUACCCCAGAACAAACUGGGCUCAGGACCCUUUAGUGAAAUCACUACUAUCAGAACACUGGUUCCCCCAACAGAUCCGCCUAUGAUUGUAACAACGAUACCUAAACUGGCCCCACCAUCAUCGCUAUCUGCCAAUAGGAGCUCAGAGGGGAUUGUGCUGACAUGGGAACUGCCCCUGUCUAAGUCUCCGCCCAUCACUGCCUUUGUGCUCCAAGCACGCCGUGAAAGGGGGGAGUGGUCAAUUCUCAAUGGGGCCAUUGGGGCCAACAAAACUGAGAUACUGGUGGAAGGAUUACUAAAGGACACUGUCUAUGAGCUACGGAUGCUGUCUCGCAGAAACAGGCUGGUCAGUGAGCCUAGUGAGUCAGUCAACAUCUCCACAGCAGGCAUGGAAGUAUAUCCAGUUCGAACAAGCCUCUUGGAGUUUGUCCCUGAGCCGCUAUUGGCUGGUGUGGUGGGUGGAGUGUGUUUCCUGUUUGUGGCCAUCAUCCUCUCCCUGUUGACGGCCUGUAUCAUGAGCCACAGGAGAGACCAGCGGCGCAGGAAAAGGAGGGAUGAUCUCCCCACUGCCCUCCAGAAGAGCCCACCUACGGAAGCUGGCUCGCCUACUGACAGCCCCGACAGUGUCCUGAAACUGAAGCUGUGCCCACCCCUGUCCUUCUUCCCCAACUCUUCAUCCUCCCAGUCGGACCGCUCCUCCUUCGACAAGGCCAGCCGCAGUGAAUAUCAGGACCAGCGGCGGCAGCUCCUGUCCAGCUCCUCACCCCCACCCCACUACACCCUCUUUGAGAGCCACCUCGGGGGCACGUCUUCCCCAACCUCUGCCUUGGAGUCCAUCUCCCGGGGGCCCGACGGGCGCUUCAUUGUCCAGCCUUACGACAAGAGCUCCACCCCCAGCAACAUCAAGAUAAGCUUAAAGAAGGACUUCCCACAGUGUUCAGCAGGGGGCGACAGCAGCACAGGCAGCAGCAGAGCGUCUUACAGGGGCUCUCCAAAAUCGGAUUCCCUAGACUCCGAAAGUGCAGAGAAGAAGAACCCCUCCCCAGUCCUCACAGUAGACCUGCCCGGCCCCAGCAAAAUCUCACAUUCUCCCGGGCGGGUCAAGGCGAUGGCCAGGAACUUUUCCCGUCAUGGCUGCUUCUACUCAGAUGAUGAGCAGGGCUGCUCUGAGGCUCUGCUAGAGAGGGCCAGCUUCUACUCUGACAGCAGCGAGAAGAGGGACUAUGACCCUUUGAAGAAGUACCGCAUGUCUGUCCACCCAGAAGGCGUGUUCCCUAGCCUUAACCGAAAAACAAGGGAGGCGGAGAGAGAGAGGCUCCAACCCAGCUUGGAGAGUGAGAGUCAGCUGACCAACACCAGCACCCUGGUGUCCCAGAUGGAACAUGAGCGAGAGAGGGACAACCUGAGCAAGUGCCUGCAGCUGGCACGGGAGCGAGAAGAGAUGGAGAGGGAACUGGAGCGAUAUACCGCCAGCCAGAGGGUGCGAGAAGCAGAUACAACAGGAAGUAGGAGGGAGCGGAAGGCCCAGGCUGAGGAGCCCAUUUGGAAGCUGCAAGAUGUCACCCUUCGUCAAAAAGCCCAUCAUAUCAGUGGUCAGGCUCAGCGGAUGUCCGACUACAGGAGAGGCUGCUACUUCGGAAACACCAGUAGCCCCAUGGGAAGGACCUCUUCCUCCUCUUACAUCCAUUGGGAUAUUAGCCCUGUCACAUCUGUAACCAGCUUGGUCCCAUUGCAGAGCCCCCUGGAAAAUAUCACACAGAGGUCGCAGCAGCCAUGCUCACCCCCAGCAGGUGCAGCCACGAGGGACUCUGUGAUCGUGGACUGUUCCCAUUCCCCUGUGACUCAGUGCACAUCCCUGUCCCUCCUCUCCCCAACCACUCACAGCCUGCCCCUGCUUUCUGGGGGUCUGUGUGGGACUAAGACAAGGUAUCCUGAGAGAUCCCUGCCAGAAGAAGACUGGAGGGCACAAAGAGAGGGGCUUGAGGGCACUUUCUUUUCUGUGGGAGCCAACGAGAGGGUCAGCAGUCCAGAUCAAGGAGCUUUUGUAUCAAGGUCCUCCCUCAAUUAUAAUGUCCGGAAGAUUGAUCCAGGACUGGAGCCAGCAGGAGAAAGCAACGUACACUGUGCUGAAAUGGAUAAAGUGAGGGCCUUGAGUCCUUCUCACUCUCACGAUGAAUCCUCUCCCCACCACCCUCCAAAGAGGGAAGGAGGGAAGGACAGCAGUGUUGAGCAGGAAAUGCAGAGCCAUACUGAGGGUGCUACCUUGCCUUAUGAGCACCGGAAAUCCACAGAAAGGGGUAAAGAUAAACAGAGAGAGAGCAAGACCAGAGACAGUACCGGUAGCCCUCUACUGUCCCCAGAGUUUGAGAAAGAGUGUGUUAGGGCACGCUCGAGAAAGAGCGACAAAUGCCUUUACAGCAGUAGCCCCAGUUACGGGUCCCCUUUAACUCUUCUAGAAAAUGAAAGCGACAGUGACCAGUCAAAUUACUCUGUUGCCAGAAUGUCAGACUCUCUGAAACCUAGGUUGGUGAUGCAGCCUUCCAAAAUAUCUCUUCUGCAGACAAGUGCAAUUCUUGAGUAUUUGAGUCUUCCUGGGUUCAUUGAGAUGAGUGUGGAUGAACCCGUUGAUGAAGCCGCAGACCCGGCCUGGCCAAGCAUAGAUGAGAGGUCUGAAAACCUUUUGCAAGGUGAGCUUGAUAUGGUUUCAAAAGACUGGGAAACUCAAGAUUCUGAAACAAAAUCAAGUCCCAAAAAUGCUGAAGACAGACCUCUAGGUAGCCAGAGUGCAGAUUCAGGGCCAAGUGAAGGGCUAGAGUGUAGACAUUCCUCAGUGUUGGAUACAAGAGAAAGAGGCUUGAAGGUUAGGGCUUCAAACAAAAACAUCAAACGAUCACUGAGAUCAGAAAGUGAAACAGAACAGAGUUACCAUUUGGAAUUGCAACCACUACUCCCCGACAAGACUCCAUCAUCAGGUUUAGAGGCACAGCUUGCAAGAACAGACCUCAGUCAGACAUUAGUCCAUACUGCUAAGGAUGUGGCCGAUGUCCUGUCCAGAGCUCCUGAAUGUUUUACAAGUAGACAGGAGCCUGCCUUGGAACAAUCCCAAAGACUUGAUACUCAGGGCAAUAGGACUAACAGAAUAUCUUCUAGGAUCUACCAGGCUCCUAUGCCUUUCAUGAAGAAGUCAUUAAGUUUGGGUCCAAGUGGAACCCUCUCUGUCAUGGGACCUCCAAGACCUCACCUAAAGAAGUCCAUUAGCUUAGGGUCACAGAGAUGGGAGCAUUAUGAGAGCCCCAGGAAUUAUGUCUCUGAAAAGUGUUAUCGGGAUGAAUUCCCAAACCCAGAUGUCCGGAUCAAGUCUUUUAGCUUAGGUCGGACCUCAGCAUAUCCCUUCUCCUCUAGACCAGGCCCCUUCUGGCGAGGAUCAGCCACCUUUCGACCACAGAGUACCAGAAGCCUCGAGAGUCCUCCUUGUCCAGAGAGGUCUUCAGUCACUCCACCUCGUCUCGCACCUUUACCUCCACCUAUGGAGCCCCUGAGGCACCCAGAAGCCUCAGCUUCCACAAGGCGACAAUCUUCAGACCCUCGUCGGCAGGCUACUGCUUUCCCUGACUCAUCCAGGUGGCCCAUGACCUACCAGGAGGCUCUGAGGUCCGUGCAGCAUAAGUCAGCCCCCCGUGACCCCUCCCAGUUUCAGGUCUUCCCCAGACAAUUGAUGAGGGUGGAGUACCCAAGACCUCUCGAAUCCAAGCGGGGCCCACCACGAGCCUUCUUACCCCGGGGCUACAGUUGGCCCUCACCCUACCACUCCCCAUUCCCUCCCCGGGAACCGGAAGGCGGAGGACAGAGGGAGAGGGAGUCAGGAAAGGGGGCUGAGGUGGAGAUCAGGGACUGCAGGGAUGGGAAAGAGGGCAGGGCCAGUUAUGCUAGUCAGAGCAGUGGCAGGGGCAGUGUGGGGCCCUCGUACACUCACGCCUUCCUUCGCCAGUCCCUCUCUCUCACCCCUACCCUCCCCAGCUCCCCAGAGACCACUGAAGAAUCAGAAAUGCACAAAGCCGAAAUGGAGCUGCAAAGCAGGAGACUAGCCAAAAGGAGAAACACAUCAGUUGAUGAGAGCUAUGAAUGGGAUGCAACUGAUCUUGCUGUGGAGUCAGAAUUCCUGGAGGCCACAAAAACAGAUUAUGCCCAGGAGGGUGUAGGAAAGGGUAGAGGGGAGCGGAGAUAUCGCCCUUGCUCUACUGCUGGCCUCCGGGACCCUCGUAGCAAAGGCCUGUUCCCCUCGGUCAGUCCACCUUUGUCCACCCCCCCACGUGGCCUGUACGCUCGCUCGCUCAGUGAGGCGCGAUUUAAUGCCCUCCGCCAGGAGUAUCAGGAGUACCGUCGUACCCAGGAGUCCAUCUGUUCCCGAGAUCCUUGCCUCUCCCCUGACCCUGACCUCGACCCCAACACCGCACUGCUCUGACAGCCAAAAUGUUCUGGUCCGUUUGUCCUUCUGUCAUUCCAUGCCACCUCAGUCUCAGCCUAAAUUUGUCUACUUCUGUCUACCAUCACUGUUUCAUGAUUUCUGUGUCCUGACGCAACCCUAUUUUCAGUAUUUUUGUGUUGCUUUAUUUGUCAUUUUGACCAUCUUCUUUGUAUUUACAGUUUUACAGUGUCUCUCUGUCCUUCCAACUACCUCACCUUUUAUCUGCUAUGCCUUAGCUUAAGUGAUAAGUGAUUUAUAAUACUGAAUCCGAGAUGCAUUGAUUUAAAUUCACACUGCAAAAGAUAACAACCAACACCAGAUUAAUCACAUUUUUCUAUUUCUUAUUUCUGUUCUGCUGCAGAACCUUCCAAAGGAGGGGCCAAAUAGUAUCUGAUUCAUCUGUGCACAAGAGAAAACUUUCAGGAUGCAAAGUGAUUGGACGUUAGUUGACCAUGAAGGCUGUUGAUUGAACAGUUCAAAGCCAGUGUGCUAGAUGACAACACUGGAGAAUUAUUGGACAGCAUGGGAUUUCAGUCCAUAUUCACCUAAGACUGAAACUGAAUUUCCUCCAGAACUCUGACGGAGAACUGAUAGCACAACCAAAAGAAAUCUGCAGGAUUUCAUAAAUAUACAAUCUCCAAUGAGUAAUGUUACAAGGAAGGGAAAUGAAUUCACUGAUUGUCGUUUGAUCCAUUUCAAGUUGGCAGGCAUCUGGGGUUGGUUCUUCUUGAAGCCCAUAUAACAAGCUGAAUACCUCUAGGUUAUCCUGAUUUCAGUCCUUUAGAUGGGUGAAUAUAGAUUUAUAUUUCUGUUUCAUCUGUAUUUAUCAGUACCAGCUUUCUUCUGUGCAAGCUUUCACAGAAGGUCAGUGGAAUUCAGUAUUUUAUGACUCACAGUAAAUGGAACUGGACGGUAUUUAUAAUUAGACCAACACAAGACAAAAGGCUUAGUAAACAGUCUGUCAGGUAGGUCCUUUGCUUGGUUAGUUCAUGUUUGCAGAAACACUAUUAUAUCUGAAGGACUGUUAUGUGCUUCCCUGUGGUCUCAGAGCCCUGUAUAAUCACCAUCAAUUUUAAGUACAGGCAGACUGCUGUUGCAGGAGUCUAGAGCUAUCAGUGAUCUGGGGCCUGUGGUACCAGAUGAAAUAAGAAUAGCUUGCCUGUUUUGGGAUUGAGUACAGUGGUGGUUCUGAAGAGGACAGUGAGUUAGAAGCAUAUGAAACAAAGGAAAGUUUCUUAAGGAAAAAAGCCAAAUCCAUAGAAAAUAGGCCUUUACCAGAAGCUUUCCCAGACUGGUCAGACAAUCAAACAGUAAAGCCCCCUCUUCAAAGAUACAACUGGAAAAGCAAGAUGAUAAACUUUAUUCUCGAUAUCUCUCAAUUUUCUAAAAAAAAACCAUGCUCCUUUAGAUUAAGUUGUAGGCAUACGUUAGUUCUGGACAGUGUUUAUGACCAGGCUCAAGCCCUAUUGGUUUUAACCGUGAUUCACAGGAGAGCUUUAAUGGGGUAACAAGCCAUAACAGGUCCAGGUAACCAAUCAUUUGUUUUGUUUAUAGAAAAUCUUGUAUAUUUUUUAAUUGUUUUUUUUUCCAUUGUUUUAUAUAUUUUGUAGCAUUUUAUGAAAUAACCAUAUUUUAUUUGUAGAACUUCUCAGUGCUCUUUCACAAAUUGGAUCAAAACACGCAACAUGGACACAUAAUGAGAACAUAAUUGUUUUUGUUUGGUUAUGCAUCUCCUGUAAAAAAAAAAAAAAAAGCUGAAAAAUUGUGUAUAAAAAUAUGUAUAAUAUUUGGAGCCAGCUGCAGAGGAGGAAUAUAUGUGAAGGUAGAAUUCAAGAAGUUGUGGCAUUUCUCUACUGGGAAAGAUAAAUCUUUCUUCAUGCUCUGUUGUCAGUAGAAGUGUCCACAGGGCAGACAGUGAGUUAACUGCAUAUGCUGGGUGUUGAGCACCUUAAUCACCUGACCAUAUUGAAGAAGCUUAAUACCAUAUAUAUUAUUAGUUCAGAUAGCUUGGAUAGCAGCUCAUGGCAAUUUGGAUACCACUUGUAAGUUAAGCCUUUGUGUUAAAAACAUCUUUAUCUGUUUUUAAAGGCAUAUAUUUUCACAUUUUAAAACUGUUAUGAAGUAGAAGUAUAUUGGCAUUUGGUGAAGGUUCUUAGGAAAAAUCUAUUUCAAUCAAUAGAUUUUUCAAUCAAAUCAAUUUCAAAAUUUUGUACCCUAUCAAACUGAAUGAACAACUGAAAGACACCCAUUUAAUCCAGCAUAUUCGCCUGCAUAUCCACAUCCAGUCUUUCGAUGAUAUCAUUCAGAUAGUCAGACUCUUGUGUACAGAUGUCUAAAACAGGCUUCAGAUUUAUGAUGUUGUUUUGCUUUGUCUGUUUUGUGGGCAAUUGUUAACAUCUGUCUUACUUUUCAUUGGAUGCUUUGUCAUGAGGCUUUGUUUCUGCUACACCAGAAAUACAUAAGUUUUUCAAUUUUUCAUUUUUUCAACACUCAAAGAUGUCAUAAUUGUAUAUUCCAUUGAUGACAGAUUAAGUUUGUAUUUUUAAUCGGACCAUAGCCCAGUGCCUAAUGCAGUUUUGCACCUUUGCUCAAAAGAUGGAUUGACACUAAUGGGAGGAAAAAUAUCACCAAGUCUAGUAUACACACAUUACCUUCAAUCAUAAUUUCAAUGAAACAAAAAAUAUGCCAUUUCUUGAAUUUAAUAAACAUUUUGAAAUAAGCAUUAUACUUUCAUAAUGAUUAGGUCAUGUUUUUGAAUCACCAUUAUAUUCAUUCACAUUGUUGCAGUUAACAUGUUGAUGCGCAAAGAUGAUGUAUAAGUGCACUACAUAAGUGUCCUUCAUCAGUGUUAAAAUGUGUGAAUAGACACCUCAGUGCUGGUAAAUUGUACUUCUCUGUUGGCUCUUGGCAGUGUCUGUUAUGUGCUUGAAUUUCUCUUGUAAGGAUUGUUUGCUUCUUGAAGCAAAGGCCCAUUUUUAGAUUUUGUACAGUUAAAGCCAAUUGAAGUUGCAUUGUUUUUCAUUUUUUGAAAGAAUGAAAAGGUCAGAUUUUUACAUUUUUUAAAGACAAAAAGAAAUAAAAGGAGAGAACAGAAACCUUAUCUUAUAUUUAAGAUGUUGCUGUAAAUUUUUUUAUUGAAUUUAGAAUGUCAUCUUUUUGAGAACUUUUUCAGGUUUUGUACAAAUUUGGAAGAAAAAUUUAUGUCCAGUCGUUAUGUUGCUGUUUUUAAUGUUGUAAAUGUUAUUUUUAUAUGUUUGUUUGUAAAAGAUUGAAUAAAUUGCAUUUAAAUGGA
Anguilla rostrata (American eel) is the source of this 11017-nucleotide messenger RNA. RefSeq names its product immunoglobulin superfamily, member 9b (gene igsf9b). The transcript has 21 exons. The record is from RefSeq and is a predicted model, not a curated record. NCBI's taxonomy places the organism in Eukaryota, Metazoa, Chordata, Actinopteri, Anguilliformes, Anguillidae. Gene Ontology annotation, biological process: cell-cell adhesion. Bases 1510 to 7722 code for a protein of 2070 amino acids. Gene Ontology annotation, molecular function: protein binding.